Messenger RNA from Miscanthus lutarioriparius, 690 nucleotides. The record is from the annotation of a GenBank genome assembly. NCBI's taxonomy places the organism in Eukaryota, Viridiplantae, Streptophyta, Magnoliopsida, Poales, Poaceae.
AUGCGCUACUCGUCACGGACCAAAGCUGCUGGUGCCGAUCUCGGAGGUGUGGGCACCGAUGCAGGAGAUUGGGGAGCCGGUAUAGGAGAGCGGGGUGUAGACGGUGGUGCAGGUGGUGGACUCGCUGGUGGUGUAGGCGGUGGAGGACUCGCUGGAGCUGAUUAUGAGCUAGGUGCUGAGGUAGACGAGCUCGGUGAAGCCUCGCGGUCGAGCGCCAAGCCUCUACGUCGCGCCCGCCAGGGCGCCUUCCUCUUCCUCGACGCGGACGCGCCGGACGGCGUCUUGGACCUGUCCCUCGGCCAGUUGGCCUCCGCCUCCACAUCUCCGCUGGCGCCUCCCGCUUCCGCUACAGCCACCUGCGCUUGCUCUCCUCGGCCCUCUGCGUCCUGUGCAUCGCUAAGGAGCUCCCCUGAUCUCCAACCAAUCCCCACCGCCGCCGGCGCGAGUGCCGUCAGCGCAGACCACACCGGGCCAUUCCCAGGCCGUCGCCAAAGACCUCACAUCCUCUCCUACCCACCAGUGCGCACUCCAAAUCCUGCACCAGCCUGCCACCACUGGAUGCAGACCAUCUGUUCGUCAUCACGCAUCAAAUUUAACAACAGGACCAAGCUGUCGGAGAAUGACAAUGCAAAGCUACUGAUCGCUCAAUUGGAGUUCCUCAACAAGGAAGGAAAGCUACCUGAGCUAUGA